AUGAACCCCCAGAUCAACCCACAGUACUUCGUUGACGAAGCGGAGUCGCUCGCGAAUCCCGCAGAGUUCACUUGCGGCAAGCGGCCGGCGCUCGUGAUAACCUCCAAUCGGAAACGAGCCGCGGUCGAGGUCCCCGUGGUGUCUUGGUCGUCGUCGACGUCCUCGGCGAUCCGGGACCUGUCGGCAGCGUCGCCGCUGGCGAUCACUGGGAGCAUCUCCAACACCUGUAGCGACACUAGCAAGCAUCAGACAGGUGGUACGGUUCCUACAUCUGCUAUUUCGCAGAAUCAACAGGCUGGGCAUACCGGAGUCUCACCCGUGCCGUCGUUAAGUUGCUCAGAUAUCGGCGAGAUGGAUCUCGACUUUUGGGACGUUGAAGCGAAGCUCGACUCGAACGGGAUCGCUCAUCCGCAACAGCAGCAGAACCCGACGACAGUUUUGGUUAAUCACAUAAGCAACCCCAACAACUCACAGCUACAGCAGCAAUCUCAACAACUGCGGCAGGUGCAGCUGCAGCAGCAGCAGCAACUUUACGUUCAAGGGAAGGACAGCGUUUCGCCCCCAGCACCCCAGACCUCAUUUCACCAGACCGGCUACUUCCCAGCGCUGCCGGGGGAGCUUUCGCCUAGGAAUAUGGUGAUUCAAGGCAUGCAACCGGCACAACCCCAUCACCAGAUCACGGCGAACUCGCCCGAUGCCAACAACAACAACAGCAAUACGGGAAGCAUCGGAAGCAAUGGGAGCGGCGGAAAUUGUCAGGAGUUCGCGAAACCCAAGAAAGGUCCGCUACCUCGACAGCAGGAGGAACUUUGCCUCGUGUGCGGAGAUCGCGCUUCAGGAUACCAUUACAACGCCUUGACCUGCGAAGGGUGCAAAGGCUUCUUCCGAAGAUCGAUUACGAAAAACCAGACGUACACGUGCAAAUACGGCGAUGUCUGCGAAAUCGAUAUGUACAUGCGGCGCAAAUGCCAACAGUGCCGACUGCGCAAGUGCCUUCGGGUCGGUAUGAGACCCGAAUGCGUCGUCCCGGAAUCUCAGAAUGUCAUGAAGAGGCACAGCAAAAAACGGCCUGAUGAAGCAAAAGAUUCGCCUCCGCUGCCCAUUGAAAGCAGCACCAUCCACAGUAACACCGGUGGUACCACCAUCAUUAAUAACAACCACAGCAGAGACGAGAAGCCGAAUCUCAUGGCUCUGAAUCGUAUGAUGAGGAAGACCCAGCCUCUCACCCCAGACCAGGAGUCGCUCAUCAACAAGCUGGUCUACUAUCAACAGGAAUUCGAGAGUCCCUCACUAGAGGACUUCUCGAAGAUCACCGCCUUCACCCUCGGAGACACUGACGAAGACAAUCAGAAACGAUUCCAGCACAUCACUGAGGUGACCAUUCUCACGGUGCAGCUCAUCGUCGAGUUCAGCAAACGGGUACCCGGCUUCGACACACUUCAGCGCGAAGACCAGAUCACAUUGCUCAAAGCUUGCUCGAGCGAAAUGAUGAUGUUGCGAGGCGCCCGAAAAUACGAUGUCAAAACCGAUUCGAUCGUUUUUGCCAACAAUCAGCCCUACACGAGGGAAAACUACAGAUCGGCGUCUGUCGGCGAUAGCGCGGAUGCGCUGUUCCCAUUCUGCCGGAAAAUGUGUCAACUUCGAGUGGAUAAUGCCGAAUACGCGUUGCUCACGGCAAUCGUCAUCUUUUCGGAGAGACCGAGCCUCCUGGAACCUGAGAAAGUGGAACAGAUCCAGAUGUUCUACACGAACACGCUGCGCAUGUAUUCGGAAAAUCACCGGCAGAGUCAAGGAACGCCGGCACAUUUCGCGAAACUACUCGCGAUUCUGACGGAGCUGCGAACGCUGGGCAGCUUGAACUCUGAAAUUUGCUUCAGUCUUACGGUCAAACAGAACAAGAAGCUUCCACCAUUCCUCGCCGAGAUCUGGGACAUCCAGGCCUAGGACGUGGGACGAAGAGGUGGAAAUAGCGAAAGUCAGUCGGAAUUCAAUGCCCAAAAUACCGCGAGGGAAGAGUACCCUCCGAGGUACUCAGACCACUCGGGACCCCCGGAUGAGAGAUGGUC
This is a messenger RNA of Galendromus occidentalis (western predatory mite), 2066 nucleotides long. RefSeq names its product ecdysone receptor-like. Gene Ontology annotation, molecular function: RNA polymerase II cis-regulatory region sequence-specific DNA binding; ecdysone binding; zinc ion binding. The record is from RefSeq and is a predicted model, not a curated record. The coding region runs from base 1 to 1944 and encodes 647 amino acids. Gene Ontology annotation, biological process: negative regulation of transcription by RNA polymerase II; positive regulation of transcription by RNA polymerase II; cell differentiation. Gene Ontology annotation, cellular component: nucleus; RNA polymerase II transcription regulator complex. Lineage: Eukaryota; Metazoa; Arthropoda; Arachnida; Mesostigmata; Phytoseiidae. The transcript has 5 exons.